AGAGUCUAAGUGGUGAGGAGUGGAACCGUUGUCCGGUUGUGCACCCGACACCAUGAUUGAGACACGUACUGGCAAGAGCACUGCCCCACAGUUGGAAGCCGAACAGGCAGGGAGCGCCGCCAUCCUGAGAGAGAGAAAGGAGAAGAAGGAGCUUCUCAAACAAACGAAGUUGAAGGCGAUAGCUGAGGAGCAGGCGGCGAAGAAGAAGAAAUUGGAGGAGGAGAUAAUAAGACUACAGCAGGAGGAGGAAGAGAAAAAGAGGGUUGCCGAAGAAGAAGCAGCAACAGAGGAGGAAGAAGUAGAAGAAGAACCCCUCGAACGAAGGCGUGGGGAAGAAAGAGGAGAAAGCAGCGGUACGAAAGAAGAAGAUAAGUGGAUGGAGAAGAAGAUCAGUGAGUGGGUAGCUAAUUUAUCACUGGGGCAAGAUGAGGAGGCAAUGUUGUACGUGCCUCAGGAGGAGAAAGAAGCUAUAGCCAGGCAGUUGGAGGCUAUGGAAGAUCCCCUGGAUCGCCAGACGCUGGAGGAUGAAAAAAGGUUGGAGUGGAAAUUGCGUCUGGCCAGGGAGAAGAAGAGGAGGAGGGAGGAGGCCAACCAGGUGGCCAAGGAAGUGGAAAAGAUUCAGGCGUGUAGGCAGGAGGUGCAAGCGCAACAGGAAACCCCGGCCAAAUUAGACAAGAUUCUAGGUUAUCUCAAGAUUUUGAGUCAGGCCUGGCUUGAACAACAUCAGGCCAAUAAGGGUCAAGAAGUGGCCCUCCAUGCCAUCCGGACUGGGUUUAGAGAGUUUGUGCGCGACGUGGUGACCCACGUCGGGACCGAAGUCAAGAGGUUAAAGGAAGGCGCAGAGAAGUUUUGUGUAGGCGCCAUUGAAGGCGCCAAGGUAGUGGCCACGACCGAGGCCGAAACGCGUCCCCACAAAGAGUCUGUCAAGCUCAAGUUCCCAGAUGCGUAUGGCGGGAAAGCUGAAGAAAAUUUCGAUAACUGGGAGGCUAGUGUUAAUAGCUACGUGUACUUACAACACAUUGCACCUGAGGAGCAGGUUCUGGUAGCCUUCCAUGCUCUGAAAGAUGAUGCGGCCAGUUUUGCCAAGUCCCUAGCGCGCGCAGCCAGUUGUGAGAACAACAUGGUUGCUUAUUCUAAAGUCACCUCCCUUCCCCACUUUUUCAAGCUCCUCCACGAGCGAUUCGCUGAUCUGAGGCGUGGUGUUAAGGCCUCAAACAAACUCCAAACCAUCCACUCACGACAGUGGAGGAGUGCGCGAGCACUCAUAGUUGUUAUGGACAACUUGGUAGUCGUCCUGGACCACGGGGUCACUGAGGCCCAGUUGGUCCAAUUGUUUUAUCGUGCCAUGCCAGAGCCCUUACGAGGGCAUUUCUUUGACAAGAGUCAACAGCCCACCAUGAUAAAGGAGCGGUUGGAGGAACAGGUCUUCGUAGCUUAUGUAAGGCCUGUCAUUGAGCCUAAAGAAGACACACCCGUCGAUCCAGCUAUUGCCAAGCUGCUGAAAGAGUUCAAAGAUCUGGCAGAGUCGUCGUCGGGAGUAGUGCCGCGGCCGAUCCAGCAUCGUAUAGAGAUCGAGCCUGGCAGUGGGACUCCUAAGGGAGCAGUCUACAGGAUGUCCCCAAGGGAGUUAGAGGAGUUGCGUAAGCAGCUAGACGAGCUCCUCGAAAAGGGUUGGAUUAGGCUCAGUUCAUGUCCUUUUGGAGCACCAGUCUUAUUUGUCCCCAAAAAGGAAGGAGAGUUGCGGAUGUGCAUAGAUUAUAGGGGUCUACACGCGAUCACAGUAAAGAAUGUUGAGCCACUGCCUAGGAUAGAAGAUUUCCUAGAUCGAGUGCAGGGCUGCAUAUAUUUUUCGAAGAUCGAUUUGAAGUCCGGGUAUCAUCAGGUAGAGGUCCAUCCUGAUGACCAGUACAAGACUACGUUCCAGACUAGAUAUGGACACUAUGAUUUCAUAGUGAUGCCCUUUGGACCAACCAACACGCCUGCCACGUUCCAACGUUGUAUGAACGAUUUGUUUAGGCCUUGGUUAGACAGAUUUGUUGUGGUUUAUCUAGAUGAUAUAUUAGUGUUCAGUAGGACCCUCCAAGAGCAUCAGGGUCAUUUGAGGCAGGACUUGGAGAAGCUGAGAGAGGCUAACUUCAAGAUCAAUGCAAAGAAGUGCGAGUGGGCCGAGACACAAGUCUUGUACUUGGGCCACGUUUUAGACGAAGAUGGCAUUAAGCCUGAGGACAGCAAGAUAGCGGCAAUUAGAGAUUGGCCGACGCCCCGCACGUUGACUGAGUUGCGGUCGUUCCUAGGCCUAGCUAACUACUAUAGGAAGUUCGUGAGGAACUUCUCGACCAUCGCCGCUCCCCUUCGCAGGUUGCUCAAGAAAGAGGCAGUCUGGCAGUGGGAUAAAGACUGUACGUCUGCGCUAAAGAAAUUAAAGUGCGCGUUAAUAGAGUAUCUUGUCCUCAAAGUAGCAGAUCUGUCUUUGCCAUUUGUCGUCACCACCGACGCGAGUCAGUAUAGUAUAGGCGUCGUGUUACAGCAAGACGACGACAAUGGCUACAGACCCGUAGAGUUCAUGUCAAAGGUAGCUACCUCGACGUACGAGAGAGAACUCUACGCUCUCAGGCAGUCCUUAGAGCACUGGAAGCAUUACCUGCUUGGGAGGCACUUCAAAGUGUAUUCAGACCACGAGACUCUUAGGUGGCUGAAGAGACAGGCCAAAAUGAAACCUAAGUUGACCAGGUGGGCCGCUGAGAUAGACCAAUACGACUUUUAGCUUAAGCCUGUCAAAGGCAAAUACAAUGUAGUUGCGGAUGCUCUAAGUAGGAGAUCAUACUACUUUGGAGCUAUAGUCCACUAUUUGGAUAUAGGGACAUACCUGCAAGAGAAAGUAAGACAGGCGUAUGCGCAGGACCCUAUCUAUAGUGACCUCCUCAAGAGAGUUAAGGAGGCCCCAGAGACCGAACCGUUUUCCGCACUACUGAGGGGUUGUUAUUUGAGAAGACUAAUGUAGUAGACCGUCUGUGCGUUCCUAACAGCGAGGAGAUCCGUAGUUUGAUCUUAGGGGAAUGCCACGACACAGAGGGACAUUUCGGUUGGCAAAAGACUCUAGCCAAUCUGAUGCAUGCGUACACUUGGCCAGGAAUGAAAGCUGACUGCAUAG
Molecule: messenger RNA, 3151 nt
Organism: Chara braunii
Lineage: Eukaryota; Viridiplantae; Streptophyta; Charophyceae; Charales; Characeae
Source: the annotation of a GenBank genome assembly